AUUUAUAGAUAUACAAAUACAACAUUAUACCCACUACUCUAUAGUGAGAGAAAGUGAUGGAAAAAGCAGAUGGGUCCAUGUUCCUCAACCGCAUGACAUCCAAUUGAAGUUGCUUUGCAGGAGUGGCAACCUAGGGUUCCAACUCGAUUGCUUUUCAGAGAAUUUAAAGCUGUAACAUUUCUAUUAGUCAACAAUGGGGAAGUCUCCUGGAAAGUGGAUCAAGACUGUGUUUUUUGGGAAGAAGUCGUCUAAAUCUAAUCUCUCAAAAGAUGCUACUUCAGAAAUAAAAGUAUCCAUCACUGAACUUGAAAAGAGCUCAAGAGCUAACUUAAUAACCGAUACACCUGAAAAUGUAACAAGUCCCAUGGACUUAACUGCUAUAACUGGUGAGGAGUUAAUCAAACUUGAACAAGCUGCCACAAAGGCACAAGCUGCUUUCAGGGGCUAUUUGGCGCGAAGGGCAUUUUGGGCACUCAAGGGUAUCAUAAGGCUUCAAGCCCUAGUUCGUGGUCAUUUAGUUAGAAGACAAGCUGUUGCUACUUUGAAAUGUAUGCGUGCAAUUGUUGAGUUCCAAGCAUUGGCUCGUGGCCGAAAAGUCAGACUUGGUCAACCCCUUCAAAAACACCCUUCAAGAGAAUUUCUGAAUAAGAAACCAUCCGAGUUGCUUCAAACAUCCAUCAAACAAGAAAAACUGUCAACAAAUGUGUUUGCCACUAAGCUUGUUGCUUCAUCAAACACUACAAUGCCAUUAAGCUUCCAAUACGAACCAAUUGAACCAAAUUCAGUCAAAAACUGGCUUGAAAGAUGGUCAAAAUCCCACUUUUGGGACCCACUGCCACAACCGAAAAAGUCAACCGAAUCAAAACCUAAAAGAAAGCAGACUAAAUUGCAAAGUGAAGAAACGGAAACAGGGAAGCCAAAAAGAAGUGUCCGGAAAGUUCCUGAUAACAAUUUAUCAAAUUCAUCUGAAAAUGAAAAAUCCAGAAGAACAGUGAGAAAAUUCUCAAACCACCAAUCAGAACCAGUUCAAGAACAAUCUAUUAAUGAACUCGAAAAAGUUAAACGUAAUUUAAGAAAAAUAUCCUUAUCCACUUCUGAAAAAUCAGAAACCGAGACUGAAAAGACGGAAAUACCCCUACAAUCCCCAAUUCAUGAAACAAAAACAAAUGGCUCAUAUGUGGAAAGUGUUGUUAAAGAUCCUGAACCGGUUAUGGUUAUAGAAAAUAAAGCGGUUGAUGAAGUGGAAGUGAUACAAAUUGAACAGCCACCUCCUCCCAUUCCCAUGGAGCCAUUGUUAUCCAUGGAAACUAAUAAUGAAGAACCUGCAAAUGGGGAGGUAAAUGGGAAGGAAGAGAAUAAUGGUGUGAGUGUGAAUGUGAAUGUGAAUGGGAAGGAAAGUCAGAAAACAAGGAGGAGAAAAUCUUUACCUGCAAAACAAGAAUAUAAUCAUGAGAGUGUAUCACAGACCACACCUACCUUACCGAGUUACAUGGCGGCUACUGAGUCAGCAAAGGCCAAGCUUAGAGCACAAGCGGCGGCAGAGGCGGCUGAGAAUGGCGGCAGGCGGCAGUCUUUACCCUCCUCCGGUGGGAAACCGAGUCUGCCUUCACCGCGUAUUCAGAAGCCUGUAGUGAAUGGGAAAGGAGGGAGUAAACCUAACAAAUCACAGAUAUCACCUAGAGAUGAGAAAGUGAUGCAGGCGGGGUGGAAGAGAUGAGACAAUGUGAUGGUUUGGUUGGUUGGUUCUUAUUGUGCGAACUUUUGUGUUGUGCUAAAUUGUUAUAUUAGGAGGGCAUUAAGAGAAUAACUGAUGUUUGUUUUUGGGGGUGUUAAUGUUAUUGUUAUUGUUAUAGUUGAUGUUUGAAUGUAUAGUUAUGAACUAAAACAUGUUUUGGAGGUGUGUUUUACUGUCUGGGAUUGUUUGAGAAUAU
Messenger RNA from Lactuca virosa, 1931 nucleotides. The record is from the annotation of a GenBank genome assembly. NCBI's taxonomy places the organism in Eukaryota, Viridiplantae, Streptophyta, Magnoliopsida, Asterales, Asteraceae.